This is a messenger RNA of Vespa velutina, 4384 nucleotides long. RefSeq names its product protein abrupt-like. Gene Ontology annotation, cellular component: nucleus. The transcript has 7 exons. Lineage: Eukaryota; Metazoa; Arthropoda; Insecta; Hymenoptera; Vespidae. The coding region runs from base 856 to 2127 and encodes 423 amino acids. Gene Ontology annotation, biological process: regulation of transcription by RNA polymerase II. Gene Ontology annotation, molecular function: protein binding. The record is from RefSeq and is a predicted model, not a curated record.
AGCAGCAACCUCCACGUGGUGAGACCUGGUAAUCGAUAUUACUUGCGAUGUAACAUAUAUAUAUAUAUUCCGUAAUUUCUGUCGCAAAAACAACGCAAGUACUAUCGAGCUAAUGGCUGCCUUUAUUAUGGCUUAUAGAAUAUUAUUUUGUUAUUUAAAAACAAAAAAAGAAAGUACAUGUUUCAAUCAGUAAUAUGUUUCACGUAGUACAUUUCAAAUGAUUAAUUGAUUAUUAAUAAUAAUAAUAAUAAUAAUAAUUUUCAAAAUUCGUCUCGAUCCAUUCCUACCUUCGUUAUAUCGUAUCUCCAGUGAAUUUCGUUAUUUUAUUUUCAACAUUCGAAUAUAUUUUAUUAUUUAUCGAAUAUUUGUUCAUCAAUAAAAGGGAUAUUAAUUAGAAAUGGAUAAUAAAAAUGAAGAAACAAUCGUAUACGUUACGAUACCAAGGAAAGAAGAGCUCAGUUGCGUUAAUUGUGAAAUUGAUUUCAUUGAAGUACAAAAUUCAUUAGCAAGAUCGAAUUAUCAUUGGCAAACAUUAAAGUGUCGAUUAAUUAUACACAUUCUUCCGGAAAUUAUUGCAUCUCCUAUACCGGGGACAGAUAAUUCGAUAUCUAUUAUUACUUCUAAUGAAUUUUUGGAAACUGGCAAAUUGCAGAAAACUUUACGAACUUUGAACAUGUUGGCAAGUGUUUCAUAUGCGAAUAUUAAUUGGGGGAAUUAGUUUUAUUUAAUUAAAUGAUAGAAAACAUUCUUUCUUUUUUUAAUUUUUGAUUUUUAAAGUUUAAAAGUCCACAAACGGUAACGGUGGAAGGUUAUAUAGUUUGUCUUAAUUAUACGAUAGAAUGCAAAUUAGCUCCAAUGUGGAAUAAAGUUGGACAAUAUUAUAUACAAGGCAAACAUUUUUAUACGUCUAUGCAAGAAAUGAAUGCAUUGAAAUUACAGAUUUCAAUAAAUGAUGGAAACGUGUUAUUUAAAUUUCAACCGAGAAAACUCAAAAUACCAUUUAUACAAUUGGAAGAUUUUUAUUUGUUACGUUCGUCGAUAUUAGAUUUUCUAAUAGAUAAUAAUGGUUUCAUCAAUUUAACAGAAUUUUCUCAAUCGGUAUACGUAUUGCCAAGUAUGAAUAUGGGAAAGGUCAUAUCGGUAGUUAAAAAAAUACCAUCUAGUUGUCCAUUUAAAGAUUAUGAACAAUUGCGUAGACAUUGGAAGAAUAUGUAUGGUUAUCGUUUACCCAAAACUCCUGAAGGAAUUAUAUAUUACAAUAUCAAAUUUUCAUCUCCUGGCGUUAAUCAUUUUACAUAUCCAAGUACAUGUGUAGCUCUUAAACCAUUGCAAUUGUUUCCUUCCAAUGAUAAUGAAUAUAUAAUUUCUCUAUUUAUAGAUGAUAUACGUAAGACAAUAUCUGAAAUAUGUGGCAAAAAGUUACAGAUAUUGUCACAUAAAAAAGAAAAUGUACAAUUUUUUUCAUUAAAUGAAUAUACAUCGAAUCUUCAGAAUAAGCUAUUAUCACCAGGAGAGAAAGAAUCAAGUAAAUUCCAAUCAAAUGUAAAGAUCAUUGAGAAAAUACCAAAAUCAGAGUUUCUAUCAAAAUAUGAACAUUGGUUAUUAAAAGAUACAAAUAAAUCAACGUGUCAAACAUUAAAGCCAAUAACACAUUUAUCUGAAAUUGAAAAAAUCCAUACUACUAGUAUACCAGUUGGUGUUAAUAAUAGAAAAACUUUUCUUAAUGAGAAUCUUAGAAUAGAUAAAAUAAAUGAUAAUAAAAUAAUAAAUAGUAAUUUAUUAAAUUAUAAUGAAACAGUUGGAAAAUCUUCAAAUCGUCUACAACAUGUAAAGAGAAAAUUCCAAUCUUUUGAGACUAAUACAGAAUCAAUCAAUUCAAUGCAAAUAAAUGAACAUACUAAUACAAAAGUAAAAGAAAAAUUUUUGAAUAUAAGAAAUGAUAUAAAAAUGAAUCAAGAUGUAGAUAUAGAAAUGUUGGCAAAGCUUAACCAAUUAGAUCAAGUAAAAUCUUCUAUUCUAAGUGAUUGGCUACAGAAACAUUCUAUUCCACAUAAAUUAAAAGAAAAGAAGUCUCAGUUAAUAUUAAAAGUAAUGGAACAUAUAAGAAAGAAAAAAAUUUGCUACUAGGAUAUACAAAAUAAUAAACACAUUUUAAAUGCAUACAAUUUCAUAGAUCCAUGUUAAAAGUUUUGUUAUAUAAAUGAUAGUUUUUGUUUACUUUAAAUUUAUAAAAAAAUAACAGGUAAUUAAAUUUCAUAUAAAAUAUCACAAAAACAAACGUGUGUAUAUAAAAUAUUUCUAUGAUAAUAUUACAUUUCAAUACUUUGAUAUAUUUUUAUAGCUGUUAAUAUAGAUGUCCUUUCAGCUUCUUCCUUUAUUCCAAUUUCUUGUAAAUCUUUGUCAGAAAGCAUUAGAAUAAGAUCCAUGUCUAUCUAUGUAGAAAAGAAAUAUUUUUUUUUAUUACUUAAGUAACUUUAGUAAUCAUAAAUUACUUACUUCUUCUUUAAGAAAUGUAGACAUAUGAUGACAUAAACCAUAAUGUUUUAAAAAAACAAUCAUUUUAGUUUGUUGUGAAUUUAGAACCAUUCCUCUUGGUGGGGUUCUGUAACGUGGAGGUGUAGGUGUUUUGUCACCAGAUACAUUCUCAUCAUUAAUAUAUGCAGGAACAUUUGGUGACGAUGUAGGACUAAAUUCUGGUAUAAAUUCAAGGGUAGUAUUAUGAUCAUUUUGAACAGAUGUUAGAUCUAAAUCUGCUGGACGUAUGGACUGUAAUCUUUGAAGGAAUUAUUAUUUAUUAUUAUCUUCGAAGAAAAUAUAUUAUUAUUUUAAAUAUAAUUGAUUUAUUAUACCUUUUAAGCAUUACAGUAGGUGAAUGUUUUGAAUCUUUUGUAGAUGUAGAGAUUUCUAAUAAUUUAUUAUAUUCUAUUUCAGUUUCUAUCAUAAUUGGAUCCUUUUCGUCAUUUUCAUUAAUAGUGGCUAAAUUUGUACAAUUUUUCACAAAAUAUAUAUUUGGAGAAGUAGGAAAUUCUGUGUUAGAGAUGUCUAAGAAAGUAGGUGAUAUUAGACUUGAUUCUCCUGAUAAUGUAGCUCCAGCUAACAAGUCAACAUUAAGACUUUUUAAAUAUUUUUCUUUACAAGUACUCUCUAAAGUUUCCAUUAAAUUAGAUUGAUUAUUUAUAUCGGUAUGAUAUGUAUCAAUAUUUAUUAAAGGGAUAUUAUUAUUAUUAUUAUUAUUAUUAUUAUUAUUAUUAUUAUUAUUAUUGUUAUUGUUUUUGUUGUUGUUAUUCAAAAUAUCGUCUUUAUUAUUAAAAUCCUUUAGAAUUUGUACAAUAUAUUGAGGUUUAUUUUUAUGUUCAGUUAUAGAAACAUUAUAGUUUGAUUCAUUUUUCAUUGGAAUAUCAUUUGAUCCAUCAUUCCAAUAAUCUUCUAUUUCACCAUAAAAUCUUGCCAAAUUUGCUAUUUCUGGUACUGUUGAUUGCUUCAUCAUAAUGUGUGUAUAUUCAUCUAUAAGAUAGUUUGAAUAUCAUUGUAUUUUGUUAAUUGGUAUAUAAAAUAUAGAUUAUAUAAGAAAUAUAUAAUAUAUCUUACUGGCUUUAGAAACAUCUAGACCCAUAUCGAUCAAAGAAAAAAACAAAUCUUUAUCAUUUUUCAAUGCAGCUAUACAUAGUGGAUUAAUGUCAUCAUUCAUUGCAUUUAUUAAUGUAGAUGGACAAAUUUCAUAUAUCAUUUGCAACAUUUCUUUACUUAUUGCACAAGCCAUACCAAUUACUGACAUUCCUAUUAAAUAUAUCAAAAAUUUGUAUUUACAAAUAUCAUAAUUAGUUUAUACUGUAUAUUGUAACAUCAUUUGUAAUAAAUUAUUAAUUUUUAUAUUAUAAAAAAGAAGCUGUGCUAGUAAUGACUUACCAAGAUAAGUUGAAUCAUUUAUAUUUGAUUUUUGUUGUAAAAGUAAUUUAACAGUAUCAGUAUUUCUAUUUCGAAUAGCUUGCAUCAAAGGUGUCCAACCAAAUUUAUUUUUUCUAUUAAUAACUUGACGAUGUUCUUUUUUCUGUAAAAUUUCUUUAAUGAUAUUAGAGCAACCAUAUGCUGCGCUAACGUGUAAUAAAUUUUCACCAUAAUUAUUAACAGCAUUCAAAGUAUAUUCUGAAAUAUAUAUUUUAAUGUUUUAUUGGCCAUUAAACAAAGAAAAAAAAAAAAAAAAAAAAAAAAAAAAAAUAAAGGAAGAAAAAGAAAUACAUUAACUUUACCUUGUGUACGUAACAACUUUAUAACUGUUGAUUCUAUAAUUUUCUUUGAAUCCUCUGCUUCUCUAUUUUUUUCAAUGAUAUUAUUCUGGUUGUUCAUUAUUUUAAUUCACUUAAUUAAUUCUUAUAAUGUAAAAGAU